Messenger RNA from Mycena indigotica, 834 nucleotides. RefSeq names its product Serine carboxypeptidase. Bases 1 to 834 code for a protein of 277 amino acids. NCBI's taxonomy places the organism in Eukaryota, Fungi, Basidiomycota, Agaricomycetes, Agaricales, Mycenaceae. The transcript is spliced from 5 exons. The record is from RefSeq and is a predicted model, not a curated record. Gene Ontology annotation, cellular component: cytoplasm.
AUGGCUACCGAGCAACUCACGCUGUACAGCGCCAAGGUGCCUCCCGCUGCACAGCCCCCGGUCCCCUCGCUGACGGUCUACGCAGAUUUGUCCCUUCGCACAGCGCGUAAGCAGCCAAUGCGGGAGGUGGAACUAGCGCUGCACGAGGCGAAGGCGGGGUACACCCGCUUUGAGGUUGACCUCAGCAACAAGCCGGAGUGGUAUGCCCCACAAGUUAAUCCGGCCAGCAAGGUCCCUGCCAUCGCCUUCGGCGGCCCGCAGGUGUCGCCCGACCAGCCCUCGCCCGACUCCACCAAGCUCGCCGAAUCCCUUGUCCUCGUCGAAUUCGUCGCCGACCUAUACCCCACCUCUGCAAUCCUCCCGCGCGACCCCGUGCAACGUGCGAAAGCGCGCUUCUUCAUCGACGCGGUGAGCACGCGCUUCCUGCCGGCCUACAUGGGCCCGCUUGCCCGCGGCCAGCCAUGGGAGCCCUUCUGGGAUGCACUUGAAGCCGUGCAGCGCUUGCUUCCGGCGGACAAGACGUACGCCGUCGGCGACGACUUCACCGCGGCGGACAUCGCGAUCGCGCCGUUCCUCGCGCGCAUGGAGGUCUGGAUGCGCCACGACAUCGGGGCCUACAAGGCGGGCGAGGGCAUCAAGGCCGCGGAGUACUUCUUCGAGGGCGCGCGCUUCAAGCGGCUCGUGACGUACUUUGACGCGAUUAAGGCGCGAGAGAGCUUCAAGAGCACCUUCGAUGCGGAAUACAUUAAGAAGACGUAUACCGCGCGGUUUGCGCCGCUCCGGGCGAAGCUUCAGGCUGAGCGCGAUGCUGCUGCUACGCCUACCGCUGCGUAG